UAAAAAUGAAGCAAACUUGAAAUCAUAUCUUUAACUUAAUACAGAGACCGAGAAUAAAGAUUUUCUGCGUGUAUAAAACACUUCAGAAUGAAAGAAGCUCCCAUGCUCCGUGUUUGUGUUCAGCUGCAGCCGACCAUGUUGGCAGCCUUGACUCUGGCCUCUCUGAGCCUCUUGGUCCGCUCCGACCUUUGCCCCCCAGCCUGCAAAUGUCUCCACAACCUGACCAGCAUCGUGUGUCUGGAGAGAGGACUGGACCAGAUCCCUGAGCUGCCAGAGACCACAGAGCAGCUGUAUGUCUCAUACAACCAGAUACAGGAAAUACCCAGGCAUGGGAUGGAGAAGCUUCAGGUACUGGACCUGACUCGGAAUCAGAUGAAUGUCUUUCUAUCCCUCAACCCAGUUUGGCCGAAUAUGACGAAGCUGUCUAAGCUCCUCCUUUGCAACAACGACCUGACGUUUCUCCACCCUGAUCAGUUCCUACACUGCCCUGCUCUCAGCCUGCUGGACCUCAGCGGGAACAAGAUUGAAUAUCUGCCCGUUGGAUUCCUCCGUGGAUUAAGACAUCUGACGGGGCUGAAUCUGAACUUUAACCAGAUUCAAAUCUUACAGGUUGGUGGAUUGGAAGGAGGCAUCGCGCUCACUGACCUCCACCUGAGCCACAAUAAUAUCACACAAAUAGAAGAAGGUGUGUUCAAGAACUCCACUGUGCUGGAGAAACUUGAUCUGUCCAGAAACAGAAUCACAAGUGUGGGCGAGGCCAGCUUCAGAGGAGCGACAGGUCUCCAACAGCUGGACCUGAGCGGUAACAUGCUGGUGGCGGUACCGGCUGAAGCACUGAGGGACGUUAACAUGCUCAGGUCUCUGCACCUCCAGAUGAACAACAUCUCCAGCCUUCCAGACAGCUGCUUCUCAUCCCUGGGCCUGUUGGUUCAUCUGGACUUGAGCUACAACAAGCUGGCGGCUCUGUCUGAGGGCUCGCUGAGAGGUCUGAGCACACUGUGUGAACUGGACCUUAGCGUCAACCUCAUAGAUUCUCUUCCUUUAAAAGUCUUCAGCGGCCUGAUCGGCCUCGAGGAACUUGAUUUGUACAGAAACAGACUCACAUCUCUUCCCGUGGACGCAUUCAGCAACUUGAAAAAACUAAAAGAACUCCAGCUGGACAGCAAUCAGAUCUCUUCCAUACCAGUCGGGGUGUUUGAUCCGCUGUCCAGACUCAAAGAGCUCCACCUGUCCAAGAACCGCAUCAUGAACCUCCACCAUGCUCUUUUCAACAAGCUCAAGUCUCUCCAGAACCUGUACCUGUACUCCAACGCUCUCAGGCACCUUCCCAAAGGCCUUUUACACAAGAUGAGGUCACUCAAGGAGAUCGACCUCGCUGACAACCACAUCAAGUCUCUACAUCCUUCAAUCUUCAACGGUUUGUUGAGAGUAAAUUCACUGAAGCUCUCUCGUAACCAUCUAAUCUACUACUCGGACCAGUUCAGAGACCUCAUCAGUUUAAAAGAGUUAUUAAUGAAUGAAAACCACUUUGGGAACCUUCCUACAAGUCUGUUCAUGAAUCUAACAAGUCUUAAUACGCUGGAUCUGGAGGAGAACCGUAUCACUGAGCUGUCUCCUGAUGGGUUCGUAGGGCUGAGCCACCUUAAAGAACUCAAGUUGAGCUUCAAUCAGCUCCGUGACAUCCCGUUGAAGACCUUCGAUCCCCUCCACAAGCUCCGCAAGCUUCUGCUGAAGAACAACAGCCUGAGUAGUUUACACCCUCAGCUCUUUACCCGACUUUCCAAGCUAACAGAACUCAACUUGGAUGGAAACAAACUGAAUCAGCUGCAGCCGAAUGGAUUUCAAGGACUUAAAAACCUCCAGAAAUUGAGUUUGAAGUCCAACAAGCUGAGAGUGGUGGAGAAUGGGACUUUUGAGGCUUUAAAAAACCUCAGCGGCGUCUAUCUGUCGGGUAAUUUGUGGGACUGCACCUGUACACAGAUUAUUUACAUCAGCAACUGGGUCAACAUGCACAGAGAGAAACUGGGAGAUCAGCCCGUUUGUUCCUUCUCUCCUUUUUCUUCAGCCUUAUCACCGAAUCCAUCACUUUCUCGGGCAGCUCUGUCUCCCCUCUUGUUGAAAGAUCAUUGUAUUAAAAGUGCUGCAAGACUCUCAUCACUUCCUCUAGAAAUGCUGAAUAUGCUCAUGAUUUCUGUCAUAGCUGUUGGUUUACUGUGACAUCCUUUGAAGUGGUUUUGUGCCCUCUUACAUUUUCUUGCUGCCUUUGCUUUUCAUGUCUGCUCUUAGAUUUAAAGUAGUUCCACCAUAAACUCAAUGUACUGUACAAAAUAAUGUUUAAUUUACAGUAAAAUACUGGCAGCUUUGGUUGUCAGAAUUUCACUGUAAAAAAUACAGUUAAUGGGUUUUUCUACUGCAAAUUUAAAUGUAAUUUAGACUGAGCAGUCCCUUUAUUUUUAGGGUAAUUGUGUCCCUGUGAUAUUAUGCCAUUUCCCCUUUAAUUUCACAUGAAAAAAACUGUUUUCUACAGUUUUAAAGUUUUGUACUUUUCCUUGAUUUACGGUAAUUAAAAGCAUAAACUCCACCAUAAGCUCAAUGUACUGUACACUGUAAAAAAUAAUCUGUUUAAU
Molecule: messenger RNA, 2627 nt
Organism: Centropristis striata (black sea bass)
Lineage: Eukaryota; Metazoa; Chordata; Actinopteri; Perciformes; Serranidae
Product: leucine-rich repeat-containing protein 15
Molecular function (GO): protein binding
Source: RefSeq, a predicted model, not a curated record